This is a messenger RNA of Dermacentor albipictus, 756 nucleotides long. The record is from RefSeq and is a predicted model, not a curated record. Lineage: Eukaryota; Metazoa; Arthropoda; Arachnida; Ixodida; Ixodidae.
GGACAAACCAGCCAAUGAUUCAAGAGGAAAGCUGCUGCAAAUGUGUUACUUCCAGCAGCAGCCCUGUACUCAGGGUGCAAUGCUUCCAGAUUUCUGAGAGCCCUGAAGAGUAUAGGAAUGGUGUGCCCUUCUUAUCGUUACCACCACGCUGUACAUACCUCUCUUCUGAUUCCGACAAUCACUAAGGUCUGGACUAAGCAUCAAAACCUGCUUUUUGAAGAACUUGCUGGGAAGCCACUGCGUGUUGCUGGGGAUGGAAGGGCUGAUUCGCCGGGUCACUCUGCCAAGUAUGGCACUUACUCACUAAUUGACAUUGACCGCAACAAGGUCUUGCAUGUGGAAACUGUGCAGUCUAAUGAAACAAAGGGCAGCAGCAACAUGGAGCUCGAGGGCCUCAAAAGGUCUCUCACCAUUCUUGAAGCAAAUGGCAUGGUGAUUGACGUCAUGGUGACUGACCGACAUUCCCAAAUUAAGGCGUUUGCUGCUAAAGAGGGAACUUUUGAACACAACUAUGACUGUUGGCACGUUGCUAAAUCGCUAAAGAAGAAGCUCACUGCCGCUGGGAAGCUAAAAAAGUAUAACGGCAUUCAGCCUUGGAUAAAAGGCAUUAUUAACCAUGUAUACUGGUGUGCAGUAUCAAGCGAAGGCAGACCGGAUUUAAUUUUGCCGAAGUGGUGUUCGCUGGCACGUCAUAUUGCUGAUGUGCACUGCCACGAUGACCCCCUGUACGAAUAGAGCCAAUAUGAUCAGCAGUAA